This is a messenger RNA of Camelina sativa (false flax), 1810 nucleotides long. Its product is annotated as cytochrome P450 86A7. The record is from RefSeq and is a predicted model, not a curated record. Gene Ontology annotation, molecular function: oxidoreductase activity, acting on paired donors, with incorporation or reduction of molecular oxygen; monooxygenase activity; heme binding. Lineage: Eukaryota; Viridiplantae; Streptophyta; Magnoliopsida; Brassicales; Brassicaceae.
ACUUGUUCUCUUUUUAUAUAUUCUCUGCUCUCACCUCAACUCCACACUAAAAUAUCAAAAGUUAAAAUAUCAAAAAAAAAUGGAUGGGUCGAUGGCUGUGAUCAUCCUUACUGUCAUCGUAACCUACCUUAUAUGGUUCGUUUCUAUACGCCGUUCAUGCAAAGGUCCACGUGUCUGGCCAUUAUUGGGCAGUCUUCCAGCACUCAUCACGAACGCUCACCGCAUGCACGACUUCAUCGCCGAUAACCUCCGCAAGUGCGGCGGCACGUACCAGACUUGCAUAUUCCCGAUCCCGUUCUUGGCUAAGAAACAAGGUCACGUGACCGUCACGUGUGAACCAAAGAAUUUGGAGCAUAUACUAAAAACCCGGUUCGAUAAUUACCCCAAGGGUCCUAGCUGGCAAUCGGUCUUCCACGAUCUGUUAGGAGAUGGGAUCUUUAAUUCGGAUGGCGACACGUGGAGGUUUCAAAGGAAGACCGCCGCGUUGGAAUUCACCACCCGUACGCUUCGCCAAGCCAUGGCUCGUUGGGUUGAUCGAGCCAUCAAGAACCGUCUGGUACCGAUUCUUGAAUCAGCUAUGAGUCAAGCCAAGCCGAUCGAUCUCCAAGACAUUCUUUUACGGCUCACUUUCGAUAACAUUUGCGGCUUAACGUUCGGCAAAGAUCCACGAACGCUCUCUCUAGAGUUUCCUGAGAACGGAUUCGCUGUGGCUUUUGAUGGAGCCACUGAAGCCACACUCCAACGGUUUAUCAUGCCGGAGUUUGUUUGGAAGAUAAGGAAAUGGCUACGGCUCGGCUUGGAGGAUGAUAUGAGCCGAAGCAUCAGCCACAUAGAUCAUUACUUAUCGGAGAUCAUUAAUACACGUAAGCUCGAACUGCUGAGUAAGCAACAAGAUGGAUCAUACCAUGAUGAUCUAUUGUCACGGUUCAUGAAGAAAAAGGAAUCCUACUCAGAUAAGUAUCUUAAAUAUGUCGCGUUAAAUUUUAUCCUAGCCGGAAGGGACACAUCAUCGGUUGCUAUGAGUUGGUUCUUCUGGUUGGUCAGUCUUAACCCACGAGUCGAAGAAAAAAUCAUAAAUGAGAUCUGCACCGUCCUGAUCAAGACGCGGGGUACCAAUGUGUCAAAGAUGACCGACGAGCCGUUGACUUUCGAGGAAAUUGACCAGAUGGUUUACUUAAAAGCGGCAUUGUCCGAAACACUAAGGCUAUAUCCAUCGGUGCCGGAAGAUUCAAAAUUCGUUGUUGCCAACGAUGUUUUACCAGACGGAACAUUUGUUCCAUCCGGAUCUAACGUUACAUACUCGAUAUAUUCGGUCGGGCGUAUGAAAUUUAUUUGGGGUGAAGAUUGUCUCGAGUUUAAACCGGAAAGAUGGUUAGACGAAAACCGGGAAGAUAUAUGCAACCAAUACAAAUUCGUAGCGUUCAAUGCCGGUCCACGGAUUUGUCUAGGCAAAGACCUAGCUUAUCUACAGAUGAAAUCGAUUACUGCUUCGAUUUUGCUUCGGCAUCGGCUUACGGUAGCUUCGGGACAUCGAGUGGAGCAGAAGAUGUCGUUGACGUUGUUCAUGAAGUACGGUCUUAAAAUGGAUGUGCAUAAAAGGGAUUUGACUUCGACGGUGGAGAAAAUGGUGAAUGAGAUGAGUAAAUACGGUGAAGUUAAGUCGGUAGCUGGUGUGGCAUAAGUAACGUGGACGAUGGUGCUGAUUUAUAGUAACUUUAUUAUUGUUGUAAGCAAAUGAAAACACGUAUAUUUGUGAUUCUUGUUUAUUGUUUUAUAUAUAUUGAUUGAUAAUAAAACUGUCUUACAGCUU